Molecule: messenger RNA, 3543 nt
Organism: Penaeus chinensis
Lineage: Eukaryota; Metazoa; Arthropoda; Malacostraca; Decapoda; Penaeidae
Product: zinc finger protein 48-like
Exons: 5
Coding region: 384-1820 (478 amino acids)
Biological process (GO): regulation of transcription by RNA polymerase II
Cellular component (GO): nucleus
Molecular function (GO): protein binding
Source: RefSeq, a predicted model, not a curated record
GUGUUAACACACUUACAGUUGUAGUGGAUCUGUGGUGUGGAACUGUGGUGGAGGUGCGCUGUGGUGCUGUCUCGUACAUGUGCAGGACUCAAAGCAACACAGGACUAGCUUUACUCAGGUCUAUCUCUCCGUCCCAGGUGACUGUGCUGGCUGCUUCGCAAUAUUUGUUUUGGUGAACGAAUUAUUGUGGAUUUAAUCGCGUUUUUCUCGUCAAGGAAUCGGGAACAGAACGACAGUGCUUCUAAGUGACAAUUGAAAAAGUGUUGUGGAUGUGAUAGUGACAAGACCAUGGUGAUACACUGUUCCAAGACCGUGAAAUAAUUGUGUGAAACAUAAACGAAUGAGAAGUAUUGCGUGCGGCUCGUAGACCACGCAAAGUUAGAAUGGUUCAGAGUGUCGACAUGCCUCUAUUUUAUUACAAUAGAAUAAACACGAUGACGGACGAGCUCCUGUCACUUAAGUGGAAUAAUCACAAGUCCACUUUCGCUGAUAUCCUCACAAUACUCAGGGACCAGGAAGUAUUCAUCGAUGUGACACUAGCUUGUGGAGGGAAGCAGUACCCAGCUCACAAAUUUGUGCUAUCAACAUGUAGUGAUUAUUUUAAAGAAAUGUUCACAAAAAAUCCUUGCAAACAUCCAAUAGUAUUUAUGAAAGAUGUGUCUGCCAGAGACUUGGAGGCAUUACUAGAUUUUAUGUAUCGAGGAGAAGUUAACGUACCUCAUCACAAUUUAGCGUCACUAAUCAAGACUGCAGAAGGGUUACAAGUCAAGGGCUUAGCUGUGCCAGAUGAUCCCAUUCAGCUCAGAAGAGCAGACAGAUCAUCAAGAGAAGUCCCCACCCCCAGACCACCACCUGAACCUUCAGUGAGCCCACCACCAAAUAGAAAGCGUAUGAGGGACUCUGAUUACAUGUCAGUUGGACCUCUUGGCCUUAUGUAUAAAAUGUCACCCCAAGAACCUAAUAGCCCAUAUGACCUGUCACAAAAAUCCUCCUCAUCUUCGGUGUCACAGUCAGAUAACGUCCAGAGCGAAUGCACUCAGUCUGUAUCUCCUGACCAAGCCCACAAUGUUUCUAAUAAAGAAAAUUCUCCAGACGACAAUAAGCAAGUAUCAAGUACUCCUCAGCCACCACGCACACCACAACCAACUUGUUCUCCCAUGCCUCUAUCCUCUUCUGAAGUCAACUGUCAAGAAAAGCCACGUGAAGAAUCUGACCCUAUGCCUGGGCCUUCUUGGAGGCCUGGAUCAGCUAAACCUGAAGAAGAAUUGGUUGUGAAAGAAGAUAUCUCCAUAGAAGAGGAGGAGGAAGACUGGGGGCUUGAGAGUGGGGCAGGGAGUGAAGUGGGAGACGUUGGUGAGCACUCACAGUCAGACUUACUCCCCCCACACUCCUGUACUAACUCUAGUCUUGCCUCCUCCUUAGACCCAGCGCUGAAGGACUUGUCAGCAAAGUCAUCCAAGUCACUGAAACAAGAAGAGUCUGGUAUGAUGAGUCCUCAAGGGCAUAGUGGCUUACCUCAUCACCAUCCACCGGGACCCCUUUCUGGCUCCAUGCUGCUACCCCCUGGAUCCAUCUGGCCGCAGGAUACCAAGGUUAAUAUUGAAGAGAUUCUACCAUGUCCUAUUUGUGGCAAACAAUUUCCUAAGAAACGGAAGUCAAACUUGCAAGUGCACCUAAGGACACAUACUGGGGAAAGGCCUUUUAAGUGCCAACAGUGUGGUCGAGGCUUCAAGCAGAAAGCACACCUAGAAAAGCAUCAAGAAAAGUCCUGCCAUGUGUUGUCAGAGUAUGUGCCUUAUCCGUUUUUUCCGAAGAUCUGAGCAAUGGGGUUUCCCCAUGUGCUCAGUACCAUGAUAUAAGAGGCUCAUGCUCACCGUGCCCUAGCGACUCUACCUCAGUCAAGCUGCCUCAGCAGACCCCGGGCCCAUGCCAGAGGGGUGGCAAUUCCACAUCCUCAUCUUCGCCACAUCUGUCCCCAGACUUUUCAAAUGGGGUGGCAGUUCUACAUCCCGGUUGAGCAUAUGCAUUACUCCAUUCUUCUAAAUCAAUAAUGUGAUUGUUGUCUGUGACUGCAACUAAGUUGCCUUCUGUUAUCUAAGUAGGGGUUUUGUCACUGACUGAGAAAAUAUACAGCUUUAAACUGCUCAUUUAUAGAGCAUCCUGUGAAUCUGUUCAAUGCGAGUUACAAUUAACUACUUGUAAGUAAUCAAUAUGCCUAUCUGAACUUUCUUGCUACAUUAUGUAAACACGGGUACAACCGUCCGAUAUUAGUUUUUUAUUCAUGUAUAUGUACAAUUAUUAAUGAACCCAGUGUUAUCUGAGUUAUCAUAGCUGCUUGCAGCAUUUAUAUUUGUAUCUUACGUGUAUAUACAUAAAUAUAUAUACCAUGUGUGUACAGAGAGCAUUAAAACAUAAAAUUUGGAUCUUUUAGAUUUAGUUUCAGAUAUAGUUAGUGCCCUGCAAUGGAUUUCAUCAAUUCCCUUCAUAAACUUACCCAUUCAUUUCAUCUUUCCAUUUUCAUAUUAACUGUGUUAUAUGUAUAUAUAAGAGUUUAUGUGUUGUAUAUUGAAAAUGUAAAAGCAUAGAAAUUCCACAAAAUUUAAUUAAGCCAAUAUUAUAGUAUAGGUAUGUAUAAAGUCAUCUUCUGUUUACUAUAAUUGUAAUAUAAUAGUUUUAUAAUAUAAAGUUUCAUGUAAUUGUUAACUGGGCAUUCAUUAAUUACUCACAGUCAGUGUUCUCUGUUUCUCUGAUUCCAAAGUAAAUGUGUAGGUAAUGAAAUGUAAAUUUAUCAGAUACCCAAGAUUUGGAAUUUGAUACACAUAGUAUAUUAUAUUCUGAAGCUGUUAGUCCUUUGUGCAUCAAUAAAAAUUAUAUCUUUGGUGUCUUCCUUAGCAAUAGGAGACACUGCUGUUCAAGUAUAGUGAUAUGUGCUUUCAUAUUUACAGUUCAGUACAUUCCCAAAAUAGACUUCAGUAGAGUUACUGAAGAAAAAGUAAUUUUAAUUAUGUACAGCAUUAGUUUAUAGAUUUAAAAUAUUAUUUGAUAUGAAUUAUAUAUUGAUCAUGUAUGACAGUCCAAAAGUAUAUUUAAGAAAAAUAAAAAAAAAAAUUAAAAAAAUAUAUAUACAAUAUAUUGGUACAUAUUUGAUGCAGAAUGGGAGAGUUAAAAAAAAACCCUGCGCAGGGCACUGGCAGCAGCACUUUAACAUAGCCUUUGGAUGAUAUUGUUAAUCAUGACCAGAAGAAUGUGUACCUUUUCAUUACUUAGUUGUCAGAGUGAUUAGUUCUCCUUGUCAAUGUGAUAUAUUUUUUUAACUGCCAUGUCUGUGAACAAGAGAAAAAAAAUCAUUACCACUUUUUUUAUGAAAAAUAUUUGUUUGUCUCAUUUCUUUGGCAAUGAUUAAGAAUUACCCUUUAUUCAUCUAUGGUUGAGGUCUUGUAAAUCUGUAAAUAGAUUAAUAGUCAUUAUUUUAGUAUUCUUUACCUAUAUGCACCCUUUAUCAAGAAAUUUGUCUUAUCCAUGAAAUAAAACACUAUUUUCUAA